Molecule: messenger RNA, 1194 nt
Organism: Thermochaetoides thermophila DSM 1495
Lineage: Eukaryota; Fungi; Ascomycota; Sordariomycetes; Sordariales; Chaetomiaceae
Exons: 3
Coding region: 1-1194 (397 amino acids)
Biological process (GO): mRNA alternative polyadenylation
Cellular component (GO): mRNA cleavage and polyadenylation specificity factor complex
Molecular function (GO): mRNA binding
Source: RefSeq, a predicted model, not a curated record
AUGGCUGAGGAAGAGUUUGAGAUCGACGUCUACGGCGACUCUGCCAACGACCACGGCGAUCAGGAUCACGGCGAGGACCAUCGCGGCGACGCUGACCACCAUAACUAUGAUGGAGAAGACUCCCAUGCCCGCAAUGGCGACGGCAGCCACCACGAGGACUACCAUGAUGAUCGCAGAGAUGACAACGCCCAUGAUGGUGGCGGCGAUUCCAGCAACCAAGGCCAAUCCCAUGAUGCGGACCAGCAGCAGCGCCCGCCGCAGGGCGUCAAGCGUAAGGAGGGCUCAGACGAUCGUCCAAUCGACCCAGGCGCUACGUCGGCGCUCAUGAUUCAGGACCUUAACUGGUGGAACACUGAUGAUGAUAUCCGCGGCUGGGUUCGUCAGGCCGGCUGCGAGCAUGAGCUCAAGGAUAUCACGUUCAGCGAGCACAAGGUUAAUGGCAAGAGCAAGGGCCAAGCCUAUGUUGAGUUCACCUCCCAGCAAGCGGCAACCGCCACAAAGCACGUCAUCGACGCGAUCGGCAAGCAGGCUGAGAGCCAGCCAGGCGGACGCCGCUACAACGCCAUCUACACCAACCCCAACCACAACCCCUUCCGCACGCUGCCAAAGGAUGCCCCCAACCGUGCAGCCAAGGACGCACAGGGUCGGGCGGCGCCCGUCGGUCCACCCGGCUAUGGACCUGGCACCGCUAACUUCGGCAACAUGAGCACCAACUUUGGCACCGGCUUCCGCGGCGGUCGCGGUGGUUUCGCGGGCGGCCCUCGUGGCGGAGCGGUCGGUAUGAAUCAGGGAUUUAACCGCAACUUUGCUGGGAAUAAUAUGGCUGCGUUUAAUAAUAAUAUGGGAUUCAAUAACCCUAUGGGUGGGGGGUUUGCGGGCGGUGGGUUUAACCCCCGUGGUGGCAUGAUGGGCGGUCCCGGAGGCAUGCGCGGUGGCCCUGGCGGCAUGAGGGGAGGCCGUGGCGGGAUGAAUAUGAUGGGAGGCAUGCCGAUGGGCGGUGGGAUGCCAAUGGGAGGAAUGCCGGGUCCGAUGGGUGGUAUGGGCAUGAUGGGCGGCGGGAUGGGAGGGGGUAUGGGCGGUGGUAUGCCUGGCUUCCAGGGCAUGCAGCCCCAGUUCAACAGCUUUUUCAAUGCCGGUAACCAGCCCAAUGAAUGGCAGAAUCCUCACGGCGCCAAGCGUGCCCGUGGCGAGUAG